Fusarium graminearum PH-1 is the source of this 378-nucleotide messenger RNA. RefSeq lists its product as uncharacterized. The record is from RefSeq and is a predicted model, not a curated record. The transcript has 6 exons. The coding region runs from base 1 to 378 and encodes 125 amino acids. NCBI's taxonomy places the organism in Eukaryota, Fungi, Ascomycota, Sordariomycetes, Hypocreales, Nectriaceae.
AUGGCGUUUGGCAGCUCUAAAAACCGCCAACCUAGGCUUAUCUUUGUGUCCCUGGAUGUUUUACUUCCAUCAAACGGCCCGGGCUCCGACAUUAGCCAUACCGAUCGCUUCUUGGGAGGCCUUUGCGGCUGGGGAACACGGCGUAAUGUUAUCGCCGCAUACACUCAAACAUAUCAACCUGGUGAUAACAUCAUCCUGUCGGGAUAUUCUCGAGGGGCUUGGGCUGCUCGAUAUCUUGCGCUCAUCAUUGAAGCUAUUGGUUUACCCGAACAAAGCGUUAAUCAUAAGUUCUUCCAUCUCUUGUAUCAAGAAUGCGACAAGAAUCCCAACUUCGAAUCGACUGUCACCCCGGAGCUAAACAAAUUCGUUUGGACGUAG